Arvicola amphibius (Eurasian water vole) is the source of this 2175-nucleotide messenger RNA. It is a transcript of the gene Tpm3, whose product is annotated as tropomyosin 3. The coding region runs from base 114 to 860 and encodes 248 amino acids. The record is from RefSeq and is a predicted model, not a curated record. Gene Ontology annotation, molecular function: actin filament binding. NCBI's taxonomy places the organism in Eukaryota, Metazoa, Chordata, Mammalia, Rodentia, Cricetidae. Gene Ontology annotation, biological process: muscle contraction; actin filament organization. The transcript is spliced from 9 exons. Gene Ontology annotation, cellular component: actin filament.
UGGGUGAGUUCCGGUAUUUCAGGGCGGAGCAGGCGGAAGUAGGGUGAGGAGCGGCUACAACGCCGAGCGGAGGAGGUAGGACCCCGAAUUCCAGAAGCAGCUAGGUGGGCACCAUGGCCGGGAUCACCACCAUCGAGGCGGUGAAGCGCAAGAUCCAGGUUCUGCAGCAGCAGGCGGAUGAUGCCGAGGAGAGGGCCGAGCGCCUUCAGCGGGAAGUGGAGGGAGAAAGGCGGGCCCGGGAGCAGGCUGAAGCCGAGGUGGCCUCCUUGAACCGUAGGAUCCAGCUGGUUGAAGAGGAGCUGGAUCGUGCUCAGGAGCGUCUUGCCACUGCUCUGCAGAAGCUAGAGGAAGCAGAAAAGGCUGCUGAUGAGAGCGAGAGAGGUAUGAAGGUGAUUGAAAACCGAGCUCUAAAAGAUGAAGAAAAGAUGGAACUUCAGGAAAUCCAGCUAAAGGAAGCGAAGCACAUUGCCGAAGAGGCAGACAGGAAGUAUGAAGAGGUGGCUCGUAAGUUGGUGAUUAUUGAAGGAGACUUAGAACGCACAGAGGAACGGGCUGAGCUGGCAGAGUCCCGUUGCCGAGAGAUGGAUGAGCAGAUCAGACUGAUGGACCAGAACCUGAAGUGUCUGAGUGCUGCUGAAGAAAAGUACUCUCAGAAAGAAGACAAGUAUGAAGAGGAGAUAAAGAUUCUCACUGACAAACUCAAGGAGGCAGAGACCCGUGCCGAGUUUGCCGAAAGAUCGGUAGCCAAACUGGAAAAGACCAUCGAUGACUUGGAAGACGAGCUCUAUGCCCAGAAACUGAAGUACAAGGCCAUUAGCGACGAGCUGGACCACGCCCUCAAUGACAUGACCUCUAUAUAAGCUGAAGUGCACCAAAGAGGAGCACCUCUGUACACAAAGGAUGCUGGACCAGACCCUGCUGGACCUGAACGAGAUGUAGAGCACCCCUAGUCCCUGCCCUGCCACCGCUCCUCCCUCUGACCCCGACUCGCCUGAGGCCAGCCUGCCUGAAGCUGACCUUGAAACCGAGGGCUGAUCUUUUUAACUGAAGGCUGCUUUCCCUUCUGCCACCCCUCUACCCUUCAUGUCUUUUUCAUAAAACUGUGUCAGCCUCUUCCCAGAGUUCCAGCUGGAGGGGCUGAGCACCUUUGGGAACAAUAUUUAAGGGAGUGUGAGCACAAUGCAUUUGUCUUCAGUGCUCUUGGGAUCUGCACAUUGUGAUUCCUUUUUGUCUUAGCGACCAUUGUAACAUUCCAAGCGCUUCCACAGCUUGGAGCAGCAGCCCAGUUCCUUGUCACUGUUGGAAGGUGACAUGCCGGCCUAAUGGAUACUGCUCUCUCCAUAGAGGAGGAACACAGGACAGCCAGCAGAGCCCAGCAGGCUCCACUGUGGGACACCUCAGUUCUCUGCACCAAGUCCUAGCCAAACAACAGGGAAUUCUAGGAAGUUAGCCAGAAACAAAAAACUCUUCCGGGCUGUGAAGGUUUCCAUCUUUGAUAUCUUUGAACAAUUUUAACCUUGUUCUUUAUGUUUUACUUUUUCCAUCAGUCGUGACCAAAUGAGCCGGUGAGGCCUCUGAGAUGCCCCACCUCCCAGGCCUUGUGCAUGCCAGGCAAGCAUGCUACUGUGUGGCCCCAGCUCCGAGACCCACUGGUCUCCCCUCCACCCCUUCCUAACUGCUCACACGGAUCAUGCUGCCCUUUAGUGUUCACCUGCCCCGAGGGAGAAAGAGAAAGAAGAUUAUGUUCGUGCCGCUGAUCAGCCGUGUGGACGUCAUCUCAUUGCCUUUCCCGAAGCUGCUGUCUCUUAAGUGCCAUCUCAUUGUGCUUCCUAUCAGCCAGUGCUGGAGAAAUCUUGAAUAGCUUAUGUAAAAAAAACUUUUUAAAUUUUAUAUUAUUUUGAAAUUUUGCUUUUGGGGACUUGGGUUAUCUUGGUCAACCCAUUGGCUGUGAGAAUCCUUUGCGGUCUGUGGGCUGGCGGUGUGCCGAUCUUUCGAGUGUCCCCGCCAGUCGCCGUGUUCAGGCAGUCUCUUCAAGGCCUGUUACAGGUGGACACGUUGCAGCUUCCUGGCUUAUUUGUACUCCUGUCCAGAGAGAGAACCCCAUAGUGCAACUGUUUUGAUACUGAAUAUCAACACGUGACAUUUUGAAAUAAAGAACCAGUCCUUCCACCCUCA